AUGCUCCUCUUACUCUGCCUGGUCGUCUUCUUCUCUGUCGGCUUUUCCAUGGAGCUGAACCAGUCCUCCAAGCUGCUGGCGGAGAGUGGAGAACAGUGCUCGGCCUGCGACUUCCGAGAGCACAGCAAACAGAUGAGGCUCCACAGCAUCAAGUCCCAGAUCCUCAGCAUCCUGAGACUGGAGCAGGCGCCCAACAUCAGCCGGGACAUGAUCCGCCAGCUGCUCCCCAAGGCGCCUCCUCUGACGCAGCUCCUGGACCAGUACGACCCGCGGGUGGAGGACGAGGACCACGCCACGACGGAGACCAUCAUCACCAUGGCCACCAAGCCCAACCCGGUCUCCCAGGACGAGCUGUCCUCCUUCUGUCUCUUCAGCCUCAGUCCAAAGAUCCAGCCGAAGAACAUCCUGAGCGCUCAGCUGUGGGUUCACCUGCGACCGGCAGACGUGGUCACCAGCGUCUUCCUGCACAUCUCCCGCCUCAAACCGGGUGAGGAGGGAAACAACACCCGUGUCAGAGUCCGCUCCCUGAAGAUCGACACUGACGCCGGCGCCGGCUCCUGGCAGAGCAUCGACAUCAAGUCUCUGCUGCAGACCUGGCUGAGACAACCGGAGACCACCUACGGGAUCGAGAUCAACGCCUUCAACUCCAGAGGAGAAGAUCUGGCUGUGACCUCAGCAGAGCCUGGAGAGGAAGGACUGCAACCUUUCAUCGAAGUAAAGAUCCUCGACAGUCCAAAGAGAUCCCGCCGUGAUUCAGGCCUCAACUGUGACGAAGAGUCUGCGGAGACACGAUGCUGCCGCUACCCGCUCACUGUCGACUUCGAGGAGUUCGGCUGGGACUGGAUCAUCGCACCCAAACGCUACCGGGCCAACUACUGCUCAGGGGAGUGUGAGUUCAUGCACCUGCAGCAGUACCCUCAUGCACACCUGGUGAACAAAGCCAACCCACGAGGCUCCGCGGGGCCCUGCUGCACGCCCACUAAGAUGUCGCCCAUCAACAUGCUCUACUUCAACAGAAAGGAGCAGAUCAUCUACGGAAAGAUCCCGUCCAUGGUGGUCGACCACUGCGGCUGCUCGUGAGGGAAACAUCCUGCAGGACUAUAGGUGUCAUCAUCACGUCGUUGAUUUCAGCAAA
Molecule: messenger RNA, 1135 nt
Organism: Scomber japonicus (chub mackerel)
Lineage: Eukaryota; Metazoa; Chordata; Actinopteri; Scombriformes; Scombridae
Product: growth/differentiation factor 8-like
Exons: 3
Coding region: 1-1080 (359 amino acids)
Biological process (GO): SMAD protein signal transduction
Cellular component (GO): extracellular region
Molecular function (GO): growth factor activity; cytokine activity
Source: RefSeq, a predicted model, not a curated record